Molecule: messenger RNA, 5478 nt
Organism: Owenia fusiformis
Lineage: Eukaryota; Metazoa; Annelida; Polychaeta; Sabellida; Oweniidae
Source: the annotation of a GenBank genome assembly
UAGAAUAGAAAAACAAUCUGAAAUAGAAAUCAAACAUUAACUGCAGAAGUCAGUCGCAUGUGAAAUGAGAGUUAGGCGGGAUAUAUCAAAACUGACGCUUUUAUCCCUGUUAGUAGACGAUGAUAAGUCUGAAAAUAUGGAUGAUGACAAAGUUGAUGAAAAAUCAAUUGCAGAAUUAGCUCCAGCACAAAGUGUUGUACAAUAUGUCUUCAACAGAGAACUUGGCAGGUCAAAGAGAUGUUCUAGAUGGAGAGACAAAGAUGCAAACACCUUGGUUGAGGAGAAAGCAUGUCAGUCCCUUAAAACCUCACCUUGUGAGCUGUCAGGCCAGUCCAGAGCAACAUUCCUCAUGACCUUCAGCCCAGAUGGGACAAAGAUUGCAUCCACCCAUGGUGACCAUAGUGUAAGGAUUACAGAUGUUGCUACUGGUAAAUGUCUACAUAUUCUGACGGGACACCCAAGGACGCCCUGGUGCAUUGCCUUUCACCCAUCGUCCAAUCAUCUUGUAGCAUCUGGUUGUCUUGAUGGGGAAGUCAGGAUAUGGGAUCUACAUGGAGGUGGUACUGAAGUGUGGAAAUCUCCCAAUGAUGAGGUUGCAAUUUCCUCACUGGCAUUUCACCCAACAGAUCAAGUUUUGGUCAUCGCUAUGUCCGAUAAGCUUCACUUUUGGGACUGGUCGCGGCCUGAACCAUUUAUGAUGUGUAAGACUGCCCGAAUCUUCGAAAAAGUCAAAUGGGUAAAGUUUGACCCUCUUGGGCACUAUCUAUACACAGGUAUAGCAAACGGAUCUACAGUACAUGCGGAUGGUUCUGUGUCCAUGUCUCAGAUCAGCUACAUCAACUCAAGCCCAUCAUCGCGCCAAAAUGAGGUUGAAAGACGACGGCUCCAGUGGCAGUACCAGCGCAUGAUGGACCAAUAUCAGCAAAUGCAUAGCAACCAGGUUCAUAAUGAGGCUGAUUCUCAUGGUGGGAUGUUUCCGGAUGAGGCUCGUAGAAUUUACAGACGUCUGAAUAGACCAUCAACAAGUUCAGAAGAUGAGCUCCCCGACCCAACCCUUGAAGAAUCAGUUGGAUUGCGAAAUGCUCGACAAUACGCAGCCGAGGUAUCCUUCAGUACAAGAAGAGGCCAGCUAGCUCAGAAUGAGGCUACAUCUCACAAUGAGGCUGAGUCGGCAAUGAGUACUAUUCAAGAACAGCGGGCUUCCAGUAGCCACCAACAAGCAUCUUCCAGUUUGAUAGCUGGUGAUCUAGCAAGACAAACCGAAGCAGUCAGUCUAGAGUCAUCAGAAUCUGAGGACACUCCUAUUACUUUAGAUAUCCCAACUGACAGUUCAAAUCUUGACAGUGAUGAUAUCGAAGCUACAGACAGCCAACAGCCAACUUCAAGUGGGAAUGUAUAUGGCACACUUCCUGGUUUAGACCAAUCAGGGGCUUCAGUACCUGUGACUGGAUCACAAAGGACUUCUGUAUCUGAUAUAGAGCCACUUAGGUCUAUUGGUCCCAGGACAGAGCGGCCCAGAGGUUGUAGUACAUUAUCCCAGAUGUUGGGUGUUAUAAUUGAGGAUGAUAGGACACAAGAAUCUCAACAACAAAAUGAUGGUAGUGCACAUACAAGUAGCAAUGCAGAUACAAGUAGCACUGUACAUACAAAUAGCAAUGUACAUACAAGUAGCAAUGUACAUACAAGUAGUAGUGUACAUACAAGUAGCAAUGUACAUACAAGUAGCAAUGUUCAUACAAGUAGCAAUGUACAUACUAGUAGCAAUGUACAUACAGGUAGCAAUGUACAUACAAGUAGCAAUGUACAUACAAAUAGCAAUGUACAUACAAGUAGCAAUGUACAAGCAUGCAGUAGUAAACAUUCAGAGAGCAAUGCACAUUCAUAUAACAGUGCACAUCAGAGUAGCAGUAACAAUGUACAACCAAGUACUUCUUCAACAAGAGGUUACUGUGGAAAUAAGGACUCUAAAAGUGUUGAAAAAUCACACAAUCCAGCCGAUGAGGCAGAUCCACUUGGAUGUGAAAAGCAAACUCCUAAAAUUGAGGCACAAUCUAGUCAGAAUAACACCAAUGUUGGGGAUACAAAAGCCACUAGUGCAUCAAGAAAAAGACCAAAUUCUGAUUCUGAUACACAUGAACAUGGUAGCAAGAUGAAAGUUCCCGAUGGAGGAAUUGCUGCAUUGUUUCGUCGUCAGUUAGAUCAAUCUUCCUCGACAACAUCAUCCAGUUCCACCAGCAAUUCUCAACAUGGUAUCACGGUUAUAUCUUCCCAUCAUGCAACAGGACAAGUUGCCAUGACACGAUCGAACCCAAGUUCUGAGAGUUUAGCUGUUGCGGCACUUGGCCAUGGCAGCCAGGCAAUAACAAUUGUUUCAUCAAAUGAGGCAGUGGUAACAUCUUCUGGUAGUUCAAUUUCAGUUACAGUAAGUUCAAGUGAAUCGGGAAAACCUGCUGCACGCCGUACCCACGUACCGACACUUUCGUCGCUAUUCAGGUCUCAACUAAGUGACAGGCCUUCAGUGGGAGAGGGUCCUAAGGUGAUUAAACUAACUACUCCUAAACCUGAACAGCAACGAUCUAUCACAGAGAAAAGUCAGCAAUCAGUAGAUAACAACAACCCAACUAUAACAUCAACUACUUCAACUGCACAACCAAUGACCCAACUGCAGAAUUAUCUUGCACAGCAGACUGUAAACCAACGAGAUAAUGCCUUUGAUACAAUCAUUAGACAGUCACUAGAAGGUCCGGGGGUAGAAGGCAGUGCACAGAGACGUCGUCAGUUACCAACUCUUCCACAACCACGUAUGAUCCCGGGACAAUUGCCCAGACUGAGGCAGCCUUCAGUUUCCAGGCAGUCGAGAAUUGAGUCUAUUAUACGAUCCCAGUUGGGUGUCCCUAGGCCAGCUCCAUCUGUUAUCAGCACUCCAACGUCACUUACCACCACCAUGACACCUAUUGCCUUUCCAAAUAUAGCUUCUCAGGAUCCAUCAAUGACGGAGGGAAGUCAGCUUAUGUCCCAGCUACAAGAGCAUACACAUACACGCACCAAUGGUGAUCACAACAGUACCAACCAACGCGAUACUUGUGUAAUGUGUGGUAACUUUACAGCACCCAGUAGAGCCAAUUUACGCCCACCAUUGAGAAGAUCUAGUACCCCUCCACCGGUUCCAGAGACCAGUAUCCCACCUGUAAGUAGUCCCAGUCCCAUAGAAAAUAGUUCCCCUGCUGUUUCAACAGGCCCCCCACCACUGACUUCACUGGUGGCCUCACAAGUGUCAAGAAUGCAUGAUAACUCAAAUGAUGUCAAUGAAUUUCCAAUAGAGGUUAUGAGACAAGAUGUCCGACCAGAUGAUAAUGUUCGUCAGUCUGACCCUGGAUUUGGAUUAUCCAACUCUGGAGACAGAUCUCGGUGGAUUCGAGAUCAAGUACAUAGACAAGUACGUCGACAUAUACAACUCGAUGAUAAUCCUACUACAUCCCGAUUAAGAGAGCCUCGAUCACGGCCAUCUAAUAUUCCAACAUUCAGGCAGCGUUUCUUGGAGCGCCAAAAUCGUCUUUUGAGACGUGGUCUACGUCAACCUUACCAAGAUCCAUCUGCAGCUCCUGGAGCCAUACCUAAUAUAACUGUCACCCAACCAGAUUAUGACGCAAACUCUGGAGUCUCUAGCGCAGAAGAGGAACUAAGGGGCCUCAGAGAAGAGUAUCGACGUAGCCAGAAUGUCCUAGAUGGCGCUAGUUACCCUUCAAUGACAAUACAAGUCAGAAGGCGACAGCUUCAAGAGGAAAUACAGUUGAUGAGAACAGAAGCUUCAAGACGUCGCCAGGAGCAACUUGAGCGUGACCGCCACUUGCAUGCACUUCAGAGGCGCCAUCUACAUCCUCAUUAUGCUGUCAGUAUCCUAGACGAGACAGUGAACAGACCAGACGAUGGUUUACAGUCAGCUAUCAACAGAGCAAUAGCAGGUGCUUUCAUGGGUUCAGGAGAAGCAGCAGUAGCUAGCAAUAUUAUCAAUGUAACAUAUAGAAUCCAACAGUGGGACUUCCGACAGUUUCAGCCUCCAGAUCUCACAAGAGUGGAGGAUGGAAUGGUUGUACCACAUUGCAACAUUCACAAUGACGCAAGUGUGGAUAUUUCCUCUAGUGGCAGAAUGCUCGCAACGUUUGUUCCCAGUCACAGAGGUUUCCCUGACGAUACAAUCCUAGCAAUGUACUCAUUAGAGAAGGAUAACUUUGGACAUUGCUUGUUUACUAAAUGCUUUGGGCCUAAUGUUGUGUCACUCAGUAUUUCACCAAUGGACGACCACGUCCUGAUUGGUCUAGCAUCUAAGAGGUUGUCAUGGAGCUUUGUGCAGGAGCAAGUCAUUGCACAGAUAUAUAAGCUGGAGAAUCGUGACCAGGGAGAGGAAUCAAUGAGGCUGGUAACAGAUAUUUGUCAUCCAUGUAGCAGUAAUGACCACCGUACACGGCUCAGCCUCAAUUCAGCAAGAUGGCUGCCAGGCCCUGGGGAGGGAAUCGUCUAUGGAACUAACAAAGGACAUCUAAGUAUAUGUAGGCCCAAGCCAAGUUAUCCAAUCUCUGAAUCUGAGACAAAGAUUGGCACAUCAUCAGCGGUGCGUCGUAAUCUUACUUUACGUCUUCAUCAGGAUACACUACAAUCACGGAUAAGAAAUCGUAUCAGCCAUGCUGCGACGCAAACCUCCCUAAGGAGGACAAGGCGAACAGCUGCGACGCAGACUGAGCAUGAUUCAGAUUCGGAUUGAUUUUUAAUGAUGAAUAAUUUAUCAUGUCUUUGUGAUUAUAAACUUUAAUUUUUUACAAAUAAUUCUUUACUAAAAAAUGUAUUUAUUAAUAAUAUUGUUAAACAUUAAGGUAGGCCUUGGAGAAUAAGUUAUCAGGACAAAUUACAGAUGAUCAGUCUCGAUCCACCUUAGCUUAUUGGAACCCAUAAUAAAACCAGACUAAUUUGAACACUUCUGGAACUGGCCAGAAUUUGAUUGGAUUAGUAGUUGUUCACUCUUCCUUGUUCUUUUAAAUGUGAAUCAAAGGGAGAUAUAAAUAUUAGGUCUGAGAAAAAGUGAUACACAGGCUGCGCAGCACUAUAUCUUGCCAAGUAUUUAAUGACCAUAAUUUUAUCAUACUCUUAUAGACACUCAUUGUAAAAAUAACAUUUUAAUGUAGGCUUUAAUGUAGGCAGCAUAGAAUGCGAUAUCUGGGUGAUAAAUAUGAACCUUUUGUUUGAGGAAUGACAUCUUGUGGAUCUGCUUGUAAAGUGACAUUUUGGAUGUCAGCUAAAAAAGCUGCCAUCUAUUAAUAUAGGUCUAUAGUUCUGAUAUACAUGUAUUAAAAAUUAAUGUAAGUUGAAUCUAUACUGCAUUAUAUUACAAACCCAGCGAAACGUUUAUAUGGAAGUCGAUGGGAAAGUAAGCAGCGAUAUCCACCAAUAUUUUGCCACUUGCGAUAUUAAUCGAAAGACAGCUUU